UCAGACAGCUGGCGAGUGUCGGAAGCCUGUGCGUGAUGCUGGGGGAAGAGAUGGACUGACGCCACUUUUACAUUAUUUUAUCAGUUAUUUCACCAUGGCCACCAUCAACGACCUGCCGGAGGAGAUUCUGGAGUACAUCUUGUGUCUGAUCUCACCUUACAAUGAUCUGCGGAACUGUCGGCAGGUGUGCCAGCGGUGGUAUACCUGCUGCCAGGGCGUGGUGGAGAAGAGGAAGUCCCGCUUCUUCUCAGCCCUGAAGAUGGGGUGUGUGAAGUGGUACACGCCCACCUACCCGAGCCACGUCAUCCCCAUCAGCAAGCGGUACUCCCACUGCUCCUGCGUGUUUGAGUCCACCAUGUACGUGUUCGGCGGCUGCACCUCCACCAACACCACCUUCAAUGACCUCUGGCGCUAUGACCUGGGCUCCCAUGAGUGGACGCGGCUGCUCACCACGGGCACCUACCCCUCCCCCAAGGCCUACGCCUCCAUGGUCACCUGGAACAAGUGCCUGGUGCUGUUCGGCGGCUGGACGCACCCCUCCGUUUACCCGCUGCACCAGCAGUGGGUGCUGUUCAGCGAGUUGCAUGUGUAUGACAUCCUGGGCAACCGCUGGACACAGCUGUACUCCCCCGGCUCCCCUCCCCCCACUGCUGGCCACUCUGCCUCCAUGCAUGGCAGCAUCAUGGUGGUGUUUGGCGGCCUGCAGAAGCUGGAGCGCACCUUUGCCAGCACCAAUGACGUGUUCUGCCUGGACCUGGUGCAGCAGUGCUGGUUCAAGCCACUCAUGGGGGAGGAGGAGCCCAAGCCGCGCUAUGGCCAUUCCCACAUCAAGCUGGAUGAGCGGCACAUCCUGGUGCUGGCAGGCUGCGGUGGCUCCAACAAGCUGUACAACGAUGUGUGGCUCCUCACGCUGCCCGAGGACCUGCACGACCGCGCUGCCCGCUGGCACUGGCAACAGGUGACCAUCAAGGAGCCGGAGCACAUGCCGCCCCAGAUGUGGUACAACCCGGCCUGCAAGGUGGGCAGCAGCGUGGUGGUGCUGUCCAAUGUGGGAGGUGCUGGGGCCCAGGCCGGGGGCACCAUGUCCCAGCUGCUGGUGCCAGGCUCUGUCAGACGUCAGGCAGCCAAUGUGUGGGUGCCACCGGUGGCCCAGGCAGAGGUCCGGCCCCCUGCUCCUCCCCCUCCUCCAUCCCAGAGACAGAGGGAGCCUAAUGUCAAUGGGCAGCGGGGCUUCCUGCGCUUGGCUGACCCCUCAGAGUCCAGCAGUGAUGAGAGUGAGGAGGGCAGCCUCCCUGGGGUGCCAGGAGGGGCAGGGAGAGGGAGGCCACGACCUUCCAUACGCCCCAACGCCUCCUGUGACAGGGAGCGGCGGCUGCAGGUGCUGUCCAGGAUGAAGGAGCGACUCAGGGAACUCUCACGGCAGCAGGACCCUGGUGGUGGUGGUGGUGGUGGUGGUGGCAGUGGUGGCAGGGGUGGUGCUGGGGCUAGGGGUGGGGGUGGAGGCCCUGCCAGGCCAGCCCCAGUCCGCAGCACAGUCAUCCCUCACCUCCUGGACAUCAGCCGCGUGGUGAGCCGGCAGGAGGCGCGGUGGUGGCCCGUGAGCCACGCCGAUGGCCUGCAGACCUGUGUGGGCAGCCCACCCCGCCCCUCCCUCCUCUACUCCUUGGUGCUGGGCCGGGACCGCCUUGUCAUGUUUGGCGGCAUCCCACAUGACCCCACGGGCGACCUGAGUCAGGAGAACGCCUCAAAUUCUGUGAUAUUUAUCUCUGCUCCCUCCAGCUCCUACUUUGCAGCCUAGGCAUGUCUGUCAUUGAGACACUUGCUGGCCAAACCACAUCAACAGUUUUUUUUCCAUUGGGUCAAAUCAGUGAACUUCCUUCCCAGCUGAAGUAUCCUGAGGCUCUUCCUAUGCAUGACUUGGAGAACAGUAUGAUAGGCAACAAUAAUUACCAGGUGUUCAGGCAGAAAAUUAAAACACGUUGUGAAGCAUGAAGCCAGACAUUAACCGUUCCCAGUGAAGUUUUGCUGUACCUGUGUGACAUUAUUCAGAUGUUCUUUUAUCUCACUUUAAUUUUUGAGUGCACUGACACUGUAAAUACAACAAAAAUGUGCAUAAUUCAGUAAAAUUUUGGUGAUUUUGUUUAUAGUGAUGUUGAGUUGAUGGGAGUUGUGUGUGUGACAAGACUACUCACUUAUUUCACUUAGCAGUGUUGGCAAGUGCAGCUUAAGUGCAUCAUUUCAGCUGAAAACUACCAUGGGUUCACAAUAUUACCAGCCUCAGCACUCCCCAGCACAGUGAUGUGCUGAGGGAGGUGGUGAGGCCUCACACCAGAAACACUUUCCCUGUGGCAUUAUUCUCCUGCUUACAUAAAGUCAAUGAAUGUUUACUGAGAUCACACUAAAUGUAUGUUGUCUUGUAUUCUUAGAACUGUGCAAGUAUACAGUGUUAAGGGGGGAUCUGCUACAUCAAUGAACAUAAGAACAUAAGGAAAAAAGGGAAGCUGCAAGAAGCCAUCAGGCCUACACAUGUACACCUAUUUCCACCUGUCAUCCAUACCUAUAAACUUCUCUAAUCUUUCUUUGAAGCUCCCUAUUCCAUUCACUCUAUUUUGAGAACCAAUUCCUUUCUCUCUCUCUUUUAAAUGUAACUAUCAAGCUUGAACCCAUUAUUUCUUGUUCUAUCCAACUUACUGAGCCUGAGAAUUUUGUAUAUGCGACCCUUGUUAUAUCCCCCAUACUGCUUACAGACCCCCUCUUAGCCUAUGAAAUAAAAAACGCUAAACAGGAUGAUGAUAAGACUCUCUGUAUGUUUAUCUAAAUCACAGAAGUAUUGUUGUUCCACUUGUCACCAAAUUCCGUCAUCAUUCAGCACCAAUGUGAUGUGCUCCUCUCGUCUCCAUCACCAAGCCGAUACUGUGAAGUGCUGCUGUAAAUUUAUCGUGUUGAAAUGUUGAAUUACUCUGUUUUCCUAAAAAUUCAUAUGCAGUUUUCAUUGUAUGAUCGUGUGUGAAAUGCAGCUUGUUGCUUUGUAUGUAUUCUUAAGUAAAUGUAUAUUCUGAAUUAAUAUAA
This is a messenger RNA of Scylla paramamosain (green mud crab), 3069 nucleotides long. It is a transcript of the gene Fbxo42, whose product is annotated as F-box only protein 42-like. NCBI's taxonomy places the organism in Eukaryota, Metazoa, Arthropoda, Malacostraca, Decapoda, Portunidae. The record is from RefSeq and is a predicted model, not a curated record. The transcript is spliced from 2 exons. The coding region runs from base 95 to 1798 and encodes 567 amino acids. Gene Ontology annotation, cellular component: SCF ubiquitin ligase complex. Gene Ontology annotation, molecular function: ubiquitin-like ligase-substrate adaptor activity; protein binding.